Arabis nemorensis is the source of this 1107-nucleotide messenger RNA. Lineage: Eukaryota; Viridiplantae; Streptophyta; Magnoliopsida; Brassicales; Brassicaceae. The record is from the annotation of a GenBank genome assembly.
AUGGAGACAAUGAAGAUUGCUUCAUACGAUCGUGUCAGUGAGCUUAAAGAAUUCGACGAGACCAAGACAGGUGUGAAAGGACUAGUCGACGCCGGAAUUUCAGAGGUUCCACGCAUCUUCCAUCACUCAUCCGACAAUUUAGCAAACGCUAAACCACUUUCCUCUGACUUCCUACACCUCAAGACGAUCCCAACGAUUGAUCUCGGAGGACGUAUCUUCGAGGACGCGAUUACCCGCAAGAAGGCGAUUAAAGAAAUUAAAGAUGCAGCAGAGAAAUGGGGUUUCUUCCAAGUGAUCAACCAUGGAGUUUCACUCGAUCUUCUUGAGAAGAUGAAAGAUGGAGUUCGUGGGUUUCAUGAACAAUCACCAGAAGUUAGGAAACAUUACUACGGUCGAGAUUUCAGCAGAAAGUUUGUGUAUUUAAGUAAUUUCGAUCUCUUCAGUUCUCCAGCUGCAAACUGGAGAGACACUUUCUCUUGUUACAUGGCUCCGGAUCCUCCAAAUCCACAAGACUUGCCAGCUAUUUGUAGGGAUGUUAUGAUUGAAUACACAAAGGAAGUGAUGAAUUUAGGGGAAUUUCUUUUUGAGCUUUUAUCAGAAGCUCUAGGGUUAAACCCUAAUCACCUCAAGGACAUGGAUUGCUUAAAGGGUUUGCUCAUGCUUAGCCAUUACUACCCACCGUGUCCAGAGCCUGACCUAACUUUAGGCACAAGUCAACACUCGGACAACUCUUUUCUUACCGUUCUUCUUCCAGAUCAGAUUGAAGGGCUUCAAGUUCACCGUGAAGGGUACUGGUUCGAUGUUCCUCCCGUUCCCGGUGCACUCAUCAUCAACAUCGGAGAUCUUCUACAGCUUAUAACAAACGACAAGUUUAUCAGUUUGGACCAUAGAGUACUGGCGAACAGAGCCACAAGAGCUCGAGUCUCUGUUGCAUGUUUCUUCACCACCGGCAUGAGACCGAAUCCUAGAAUGUAUGGACCCAUGAGAGAGAUUGUGUCUGAAGAAAAUCCUCCAAAGUACAGAGAGACCACCAUUAAGGACUACGCUACUUACUUCAAUGCCAAAGGACUUGACGGAACCUCUGCUUUGCUCCAUUUUAAAAUAUGA